AUGGAUGACUUCUCUGUCUAUGGCAGUUCUUUUGUGUCUUGUUUGUCCAACUUGUGCAGGGUUCUCAAGCGCUGCGAGGAGACGAACCUAGUGCUCAAUUGGGAGAAGUGUCACUUUAUGGUCAGGGAAGGGAUUGUCUUGGGACACAAGAUAUCAGAAAAGGGGAUAGAGGUUGAUCAAGCAAAGAUUGAGGUGAUGAGUCAGCUUGCUCCACCAAAGACAGUCAAGGACGUGAGAAGUUUCCUUGGGCACGCUGGUUUCUAUCGGAGAUUUAUCAAAGACUUCUCCAAAAUAGCUCGUCCUUUGACACGCCUCUUGUGCAAGGAGACUGAGUUCCUGUUUGACGAGGAGUGCCUUAAGGCAUUUGAGAUGAUCAAGACUGCCUUGGUCACGGCCCCGAUUGUGCAAGCACCAAACUGGGACUACCCUUUCGAGAUCAUGUGUGACGCUAGUGACUACGCCGUGGGAGCUGUGCUUGGCCAGAGGAUAGACAAGAAAGCUCCACGUGAUAUAUUACGCAAGCAGAACCAUGGACGAUGCCCAAGGACGAUACGCAACAACUGA
This is a messenger RNA of Microthlaspi erraticum, 564 nucleotides long. The record is from the annotation of a GenBank genome assembly. Lineage: Eukaryota; Viridiplantae; Streptophyta; Magnoliopsida; Brassicales; Brassicaceae.